Messenger RNA from Scylla paramamosain (green mud crab), 5365 nucleotides. Its product is annotated as gastrula zinc finger protein XlCGF57.1-like. Gene Ontology annotation, molecular function: DNA-binding transcription factor activity, RNA polymerase II-specific. The record is from RefSeq and is a predicted model, not a curated record. Gene Ontology annotation, biological process: regulation of transcription by RNA polymerase II. The transcript has 2 exons. Lineage: Eukaryota; Metazoa; Arthropoda; Malacostraca; Decapoda; Portunidae. The coding region runs from base 1308 to 2645 and encodes 445 amino acids. Gene Ontology annotation, cellular component: nucleus.
ACCUGUGGUCACGUGCGGAGUGGCGGCGCCUCCCUGGGCUCACCUGAGGGCGUGCAGGUAAUGGUGGGCGGGGAACAAGUAAAUGUCGGGAGGUGAGUGACUAAGGUGGUGGUCACCGUCACUGUUGUUGUGGUUUGUUUGUUUGUUUGUUUGUUGAUUUCUUUUAUUCCCAAGACGUGGCGGCGCCGUCUGGCUGUCUGCUGGUGCUGCCUGCCAGUGGUCUGACCAUUUUGUCGCGAGUGUUUGGGCGUUGUCCUUUCUGGGGAUUUCCCGGCCCGUACUGAGUGAGGUUAGGUUAGGUUUUCUUUGCAAGAUUUUCCCGUCACAGUGGUGGCAGCCACGCAGGACAAGACACACGGUAAUUCUUAAGAAAUACACCUCCACACAUAUCUUAUUAAUCUUUUCCCCUCUCCCCCAACAAGCUUGGGGCCACGUGGGGAAUUGGGUUUGUUUUUGGAGGGGGACAUAAAAGACCGAUAAAUGGACUGAAAAUCUAGGGAAAUUUCCCUAAAAUAAAAAAAAUUUGGGGUAAAAUUUAAGUUUUAACCAAUACUCCAGAAUAAUUAUAUACCUAUCCUAACCUAACCUAACCGGGGGGGCUGCGCACCCCAUGAACCCCCCCCCUGCUAUCCGGGGGGGCUGUGUCCCCCUGGAUCCCCCUAAGGUUAAAGUGUCAUUAAACAUCAUAGACUUAGUAGCAUGGACAAAAGCACCCUGCGUGUAAACCAACGCACGAACGCACGCAGUGUAACUUCAGCACGGACAGGUAAGCAGGACGGAUCUCGGGAAUACUGGAGAAACUUUAACAUUGUAUUGUAACCUUAACAUCAACGAGCGAUCAGUAAAACCUUUACAGACUUGUAGCUAUACUACUUACACUUCUUGAAAGCACACCUUAUUGAAAAUAAUCUUGGGUGCGUUGUUCUUAAGAUUUUCCAGACACACACCGUCAGUAAGGUUAGUUUGGUCUCCUGGACAAAAUUUUCCCGUCACAGUGGUGGCAGCCACGCAGGACAAGACACACACCAUCAGUUAGUCUUUUCUGCUUUCUUGUUUUAUUUUUGUUAUUUUGUUAAUUUGUUUAAUAUUGUUUUUUUUUGUUUGUCGUGCAGAACAGACGCGGUGAAAGAGCAAGGCCAGACUGGCAAGUCCUCCUGUCCAUUGUGCCCCAGAGCCUCUCAGAUCAGUGGCUGGCAAGUCCUCCCAUCCUCUCUGCCCCAGAGCCCCUCAGGUGCAAGGUCGGUGUGCAUCCUUGGUGCAGCCCCAGGGUUCCUGCAGGAACAGCCACGGCCAGGAGCAGCGUUGCAAUGGAGGGUGCGAGGCCAGGCAGCAGCAGCAGCAGCGGCAGUAGUAACAGCCUGGAGCAGCAGGUGACCCAAGGCGGGAGGACCUACACUUGUGACCACUGCGGCAAAGUGUGCUCCACCAAGGCUGCCAUUGCCAGACACGUCCUCUCCCAUGCCAGCAAGACAAGGCUGAGAGGCAGGAGUGGCCCCGCUGAACACACUGCCACCCACACUGGUGGCAGGAACCACAAGUGUGACCUCUGCAGGAAGACAUUUGUCCGGAAGAGUCAUCUUGCCUCACACAUCCUCACCCACACUGGGGAGAGAAAGUUCCAGUGCCUGGAGUGUGGGAAAAGAUUUACUAAGGGGAGUCAUCUUAACAGACACAUCCUCACCCACACUGGGGAGAGAAAGUUCCAGUGCCUGGAGUGUGGGAAAAGAUUUACCCAGAAGGGUUCCCUUAACACACACAUCCUCACCCACACUGGGGAGAGAAAGUUCCAGUGCCUGGAGUGUGGGAAAAGAUUUACCUGGAAGGGUUCCCUUAACACACACAUCCUCACCCACACUGGGGAGAGAAAGUUCCAGUGCCUGGAGUGUGGGAAAAGAUUUACCCAGAAGGGUACUCUUGACAGUCACAUCCUCACCCACACUGGGGAGAGAAAGUUCCAGUGCCUGGAGUGUGGGAAAAGAUUUACCCAGAAGAGUAAUCUUAACACACACAUCCUCACCCACACUGGGGAGAGAAAGUUCCAGUGCCUGGAGUGUGGGAAAAGAUUUACCCAGGAGAGUCAUCUUAACACACACAUCCUCACCCACACUGGGGAGAGAAAGUUCCAGUGCCUGGAGUGUGGGAAAAGAUUUACCCGGAAGGGUACUCUUGAGAGACACAUCCUCACCCACACUGGGGAGAGAAAGUUCCAGUGCCUGGAGUGUGGGAAAAGAUUUACCCGGAAGGGUUCCCUUAACACACACAUCCUCACCCACACUGGGGAGAGAAAGUUCCAGUGCCUGGAGUGUGGGAAAAGAUUUACCCAGGAGAGUCAUCUUAACACACACAUCCUCACCCACACUGGGGAGAGAAAGUUCCAGUGCCUGGAGUGUAUGAAAAAAUUUACCCAGAAAAGUGAUCUUAACAGACACAUCCUCAUCCACACUGGGGAGAGAAAGUUCCAGUGCCUGGAGUGUGGGAAAAGAUUUACCCAGAAGGGUACUCUUGACAGUCACAUCCUCACCCACACUGGGGAGAGAAAGUUCCAGUGCCUGGAGUGUGGGAAAAGAUUUACCCACAAGGGUACUCUUAACACACACAUCCUCACCCACACUGGAAAGAAGAAGAGAAAACAUCCAAAAUCAUAGCUGUUGCAGUCCCCGGUGACUCCGGCCUCAGUAGAGCUGAAAGGCACAAAACUACAAAAUAUCACGACCUAAAAAGUGACCUGGGAACAACAUGGUCGCCGAUGGACACCGGUAUAAUACCAGUGGUGGUGUGGGCGACAGGGCUAAUGAAGAAAACCUGGAGAGCUGCCUGGAGGCAAUCCCCGGUCGCCCAAGUGCCCACGAGGUACACACAGCUGCGGUCAAGGGAACGGUCGCCACGCUGAACAUAACCCUCGGAUGGAAUGCCGGCGCUGCUGAGGGUGUGACCGCUAACACCAGGCUUGGGGCCCAUUGCACUCACCAGACAACAAAACAGGAAAGUGCAGAAAACUGGGAGAGAAAGUUCCCGUGCCUGCAGUGUGGGAAAAGAUUUACCCACAAAGGUAAUCUUAACACACACAUCCUCACCCACACUGGGGCUUGUACAAACUCAGUGCACCCUGAGUGUAGGAAGACAGAAGGAAGCAGAAACAGAAGGAUUUCCUCUGAACCACUGGAGAGAGAAACUGCAGCAGAGGAUCACCCAUCAAAGAGAAGAAAUCUGGCAGAUAACAAGCUUCCUGCAAGACCAAAACCACACAAGGAACCUCCUCAAGAAAACAGACAGAAUGACAGCAAGGCGCAGCGCAAGCAACGGCCGGCCGGGCAGAAGACCGGCAGGGGCCGAGCCCCGGCCGAAGCCUUGGCACCACAAAUGAGGACAAAGACAAGAAAAUAAAGGCCAGAAAGAUGAAGAGGCAGCUUGCAGAAAAGCCAGGGGUGGUGUGCAGGCACAUGGCUAAGACCUCAAUAGAAGUACAAGACCCACCCAAGAAAGAAGUGGCCGAAGGAUGCUGGAGGCCACUGCAGGAAGACCCACGCAGCAUCAGGCAGCCAUGGGGAUACACACUACCGCAGUUAAACACACAAGUAAACAGCAACAUUGCCAGCUGUUCAACUUUCUGAAAACGGGGAGAGUAUGUUCCCGUGCCUGCAGUGUGGGAAAAGAUUUACCUACAAAGGUAAUCUUAACACACACAUCCUCACCCACACUGGGGCUUGUACAAACUCAGUGCACCCUGAGUGUAGGAAGACAGAAGGAAGCAGAAACAGAAGGAUCUGCUCUGAACCACUGGAGAGAGAAACUGCAGCAGAGGAUCACCCAUCAAAGAGAAGAAAUCACAAAUGAGAAAGCACCACAAAUAAGGACAAAGACAAGAAGGCAGCUUACAGAAAAGCCAGGGGUGGUGUGCAGACACAUGGCAAAGACCUCAAUAGAAGUACAAGACCCACCCGAGAAAGAAGUGGCCGAGGGAUGCUGGAGGCCACUGCUGGAAGACCCCACGCAGCAUCAGGCAGCCCCGGGGAUACAGACCACCACGGUUAAACACACAAGUAAACAACAACAAUGCCAGCUGUUCAACUUACACAGAAAGGUCUGCUGAGAAAGAGAGGGAGUCAGUGCAGCAAGUUUGAGGCUCCAGGUGUAGACAAAGCCCCAAGUUUUGGGUCAGAAAGAUUACACAAGUGCACCGUUCCUUGCACUCGUUUGUACCAGACUACAGAAAGGAAAAGAGGAGCCCCCACAAUGGCUGGCCACUGGAAACACCAGCCUGCCACCAAACGCCAGCCAGACUCCACUGCCAGCCAGACACAGAUCCGUCCGCUGCCCGUCAACAACACGCAGGUGGCCGACAGAGACACCGGCGUGGAGUUUGGUCUGGUGGAGUGCUCCACAUGCACUGGCAGGACUGGCAAGAAGGUAGCACCAGAAACACACACACUGGUGAACAGGACUGCAUUCAACACCUUGCUCAACACUCCACAUGCAAGUGUUUGGGAACACAAGAGAAUGCCACACUACAACACAAAAAAUGAGAAAAACAAUCAACAAAGAAUUACCUUAACACCUUGAAAAAGAUUCGCAGGUCAGAACUAACACCAAAAAACAAGACUACUGCCAGAAACCAGCUGGCAGUACCAGUAGUGACUUGUGGGUGUGGUGUGGUGUGGUGACUGGCCACAAGACUACUGCCACAAACCAGCUGGCAGUACCAGUAGUGACUUGUGGGUGUGGUGUGGUGUGGUGACUGGCCACAAGACUACUGCCACAAACCAGCUGGCAGUACCAGUAGUGACUUGUGGGUGUGGUGUGGUGUGGUGUGGUGACUGGCCACAAGACUACUGCCACAAACCAGCUGGCAGUACCAGUAGUGACUUGUGGGUGUGGUGUGGUGUGGUGACUGGCCACAAGACUACUGCCACAAACCAGCUGGCAGUACCAGUAGUGACUUGUGGGUGUGGUGUGGUGUGGUGUGGUGACUGGCCACAAGACUACUGCCACAAACCAGCUGGCAGUACCAGUAGUGACUUGUGGGUGUGGUGUGGUGUGGUGACUGGCCACAAGACUACUGCCACAAACCAGCUGGCAGUACCAGUAGUGACUUGUGGGUGUGGUGUGGUGUGGUGACUGGCCAAAAGGUUUAUUCUGAAAUGUAAUCUUGACAAACAUCCUCACCCACACUGUGGUAAGGAAGUACAGGUGUGGUGUUUGUGGCAGUGUUUCUGUAGGAAGAGUGGUGUUGCCAGACACAUCCAAACACUCCUGUGGGGGUGAGGUGUUGUGGAUGUGCUGGUGGUGUGUGAGGGACUUGGAGUGACUAGUGUUUGUGUGUUGUUACUUUGUACUCAAGUGUUGGAAUAAACUUUUGUUGCUAGAA